Molecule: messenger RNA, 1263 nt
Organism: Schistocerca nitens (vagrant locust)
Lineage: Eukaryota; Metazoa; Arthropoda; Insecta; Orthoptera; Acrididae
Product: calphotin-like
Exons: 2
Coding region: 11-1243 (410 amino acids)
Source: RefSeq, a predicted model, not a curated record
AGCCGACAACAUGUACACUCUGGUUGUCCUGUCAGCAUUGUUGGCCGCCGCCUCGGCCGGUUACCUGGGAGGGUACGCCGCCCCCGCCAUCGCGGCCGUCCCGGCGGCGUCUUCCAUUGCCAACACCUACAGGGUGUCCCAGACCGCACGCGUCUUCGCUGCUGCCCCCGCAGCCUACGCGGCACCUGCCAUCGCUGCCGCCCCCGCCAUCGGCUACGCCGGUGCCAUCGCCGCCCCCGCACUCGCCGCCCCCGCCAUCGCUGCUGCUGUCCCUGCAGCAUCUUCCAUUGCCAACACGUACAGAAUAUCGCAGACCGCCCGCGUCCUUGCGGCCCCCGCCGCUUACGCCGCCCCCGCAGUCGCCGCCGCCCCAGCCAUCGCCGCCGCUCCUGCCAUCGCUGCCGCUCCGGCUAUAGCUGCCGCUCCCGCUUUGGCUGCAGCCGUUCCUGCAGCGUCUUCCAUUGCCAACACCUACAGAAUAUCGCAGACCGCCCGCGUCCUGGCCGCCCCCGCUGCCUACGCUGCCCCCGCUGUCGCUGCCGCCCCCGCCAUCGCCGCCGGCCCUGCCAUCGCUGCCGCACCAGCUCUGGGUGCAGCCGUUCCUGCAGCGUCUUCCAUUGCCAACACCUACAGAAUAUCGCAGACCGCCCGCGUCCUGGCCGCCCCCGCCGCCUACGCCACCCCCGCAGUCGCCGCCGCUCCUGCCAUCGCCGCAGCUCCAGCCAUCGCAGCCGCCCCCGCUUUCGCUGCAGCCGUUCCUGCAGCGUCUUCCAUUGCCAACACUUACAGAAUAUCUCAGACCGCCCGCGUCCUGGCCGCCCCCGCCGCCUACGCCGCCCCCGCAGUCGCCGCCGCCCCUGCCAUCGCCGCUGCUCCGGCCAUCGCAGCCGCACCAGCUCUGGCUGCAGCCGUUCCUGCAGCGUCUUCCAUUGCCAACACGUACAGAGUGUCACAGACGGCCCGUGUCUUGGCCGCCCCCGCCGCCUACGCCGCCCCCGCUCUGGGCUACGCACGCUACGGAGCUCCCGCCCUGGGCUACGCCCGCUACGGAGCUGCCUCCCUGGGCUACGCCGGUGCCCUCGCCGCCCCCAGCCUGGGAUACGCACGGGCCAUCGCCGCCCCCGCCAUCGGCUUCGCCCGCUACGCCGCUGCCGCUCCAGCACUGAGCUACGGAUACGCUGGAUAUGCCUCCUCUGCCCUCAGCUACGGCUAUGGCGCCCGUGCUCUUGGUCUCGUCCACUAGAUGCUCAACACGCAUUCACU